Molecule: messenger RNA, 2287 nt
Organism: Fundulus heteroclitus (mummichog)
Lineage: Eukaryota; Metazoa; Chordata; Actinopteri; Cyprinodontiformes; Fundulidae
Gene: ubxn2a
Product: UBX domain protein 2A
Exons: 7
Coding region: 139-879 (246 amino acids)
Biological process (GO): membrane fusion; nuclear membrane reassembly; Golgi organization
Cellular component (GO): nucleus; cytosol
Molecular function (GO): ubiquitin binding
Source: RefSeq, a predicted model, not a curated record
ACAGCAGCAGGUGGCUUUACGGCACUGUUAUUUAUUUAUUUGCUGUGCAGAAGAGCCGCUGCCCGAAACUUGAGGCUGCAGAUGUGCUGCCGAGGAUUAAGCGACAAAAGCGCGAACUGAUGGAAAACGAGGAACGGCAUGAAGGAGACUGACGACGGGGGGGCUGAGAAAGAUGAGCAGCGUAAGGAAGGUGAAGAGGAGGUUCCAAUGAGUCGUAGUUUCUCAGUGGAAGACCUCCUUGACGAGGUGGAGAAGAUCUGCUACGAUGCAUCAGGGACGUCAAAGGUGGAGAUGGUGGUGAGGCUGUGGAAGGACGGCUUUACCGUUAAUGAUGGAGACUUCCGCAGCUACUCCGUGCCAGAAAAUCAAGAUUUCCUGGAUGCCAUCAAAAGAGGGGAGCUUCCAGCAGAGUGGGAGAGCAGAGCAGAGGAAGAGGAGCUGGAGAUCAGCGUGGAGGACAUGACCGAGGAAAAUUAUGUCCCCAAGAAGAAGGCUUUUCACCCCUUUAGCGGGAGAGGAUACCGACUUGGCAGCGUCGCACCCCGAGUCGUGGCGCGGUCACCAUCUGUGCACGAGGACGGAGAAUCUCCUCCUAUCCCCAUGGUAACACUAGACCACUCCCUACCCGUCACCUCCCUGCAGAUCUGGUUGGCCGACGGCAGGAGACUGGUGCAGAGGUUUAACCUAUCGCAUAGAAUCUCUGACGUCCACGAUUUUGUGGCGCGCUGCCAGAGGAGCUGCCCGCCUUUCGUCCUGACGACGUCGCUUCCUUUCCGCGAGCUCAGCGACCAGGAACUGAGUCUGGAGGAGGCGGAUUUGGCCCACGCGGUCAUCGUGCAGAGACCCCUGAACCCACAGGCUCUGUUUGGACACUCCUGACCGACGCAGUCUGUCACCCCGCACGGCAUGCCACCUUCCCCUCCUUUCACAGACAUAUCAUCACCUUUACUUUUUUUUUUUAUAGCUGCCUUGAGGCUUCCUGCACCUUGAAGUGUUUUCUUGUUUUUUUUUCCCCUCUAUAAGCUAAAGGUGAUAUAGUCACCAGGUCAGUCAGAGAGUGCUGCUAAGGGGCUGUUUUGUUGAUUGUGUCUACUUCGUUCUGACCUUCUGGAGAAAGUUUACCUGACAAUAGAACUACAGAAACGCCGCAAACGUGGCGUCGCAUAUGCACGUUUUGAUAGAAAUUUGCAUCCACUCAUCAUAUGCCUGAACGCAUUCAUUUCGCUCUUUUAAUGAUUUAUUUGAACCAUUGUUUUUUGGGGGGGGCUGGGUGAACUGAUAAUCCAGCGUACAACUUGAAUUAUUCUUUUAAAACGAGAAUUGCUUGCACAAGUUUACAUUUGGCUUGGACUUACACACUAAGGCUGAAACAUAUCCGUACAGCCCAGUGAUGUUUUGGUUAAAUUUGCCUUUACAGAGAUCAGAGAAAGCAGAUGUUUGUUGCCGUCAACAGUCAUUGAAAUUGUACGACGCACAAUCGUUCUUCUCUGGAAAAACGAACAGUUCCAAUACACCAUUAAAAGCUCCAAAGUGAGUAUGGAUUUCCUCCAUCCCUAAUGACUGGAUGCUGAGCGCUCGCUCAGAACAGUCACCCUGUCCCCCCGUUGCUUCCCAGAUCCCUUACACAGCUACUAUCAAAGUCUUCCCAAACACUGAACACAACUCCUAUGCACUGUUAGCAGUUAGAAUAAGCAGCUGAUAGGUGGAGUUUACUGUUAUAUAUUUAUGAAGAUGUGACGUUUUGUUUUGCACAGUGAAGCUAUCUCAGCCUUGUUCUUCGGAUCAGGUUUUUAUAUGAUUUUAUUCUUUCUCUAAAUGUGAAAAGUCAUCAGUGUUUUAAUUGAGGUGUGUGCGGGAUGGGUGUGUGUGUGUGUGUCAGGAAUGUGAAAUCUACCGUUGUACUGGAUUGAAUGGCUGACAAACACAUCACAAAUUGUGUUGUUUUCUUUUCAAUGAUUUAAGCUGCUUAUAUUUCUUUUUUGACAUGGGACAAAACCAUGAGUCUGUUCUUUAUUCUUGGGCAAAGGCUUGAAUCCUACAAUAUUUUAAAAUGUGACUAUAUGUUUUUUUUCAUUGUGACGUUCUUCAUUUUAACUUGAUAAACUCUCACACAUUGCUGUGUCUGCCCAGAUUUUUCAUGACGUUGUCAAGAAAGCCAAGGUACAGAAUGAUUGCUUGACUGCAUUUUUAUUUCGAGGUGUGCCAAACUAUCCAUGCCUUACCUACAUGUGCUACACAGUGACGAAUAAGCAAGCCUGUACUAUUAAAAAAGGUAAUUCAAACUGUU